AUCGGCUAUACCAGGUAUCAGUCUUGUGCCGGAUCCCGCUGCCACAAUUCGUGAUUUUGCGCCUCUAAUUUGACAAUUGCAUAGCAAUGUCUUUGGCAUCGUUGGGCAUCAGUGCCCUCUUCAUGGUCGGCUGCUGUGCCGCCGCACAAAUUGCCCGCUUCCUGAGUCAAAGGUUGGUGACCCGGGAGGGUAUCGUGCCCACUCUGAUCAACGAGGCGAUCGCCGCCGCAGAGCUAUGUGCCUGCUGCUUCGAGCUUAUCAUCGUGGCCGACAACUUCGGAGUAUCCACGUACGCCGUCUGCCUGUUUCUGCUGACCAUUUGGUGGGGACGCGUUUGGGGCGAUGCUUCUGCGUGUCCUUACACCCACAUGGAGGAUUUGGUGGAAGGACGAACCAGCUUCAAGGAGAUGGCCCUGCGUAGUUGGGCAGAGUUGAUGGGCGGAUGCUGCGUCUAUCGAAUCGUCCAGGCCUUUUGGUGGCUCGAGCUCGCCGAGACCCAUCGAGGUCGCGCGUUUGAGGCUUGCAAUGCUGACCUCCAGGUCAGCCCCUACGUGGGAGCGGCCAUCGAGGGAGUGGCCACGCUGCUGUGCCGUCUGGCCUCCAAGGCCAUCGGAGCCAAGGAGCCCAGAUUUGGCAGCUACAUCGAUUCCUUCAUCGGCACCAGCCUGGUGGUGGCAGCCUUCAACUUUUCCGGCGGAUACUUUAACCCAGUCCUGGCCACUGCCCUCAAGUGGGGUUGUCGUGGCCACACAAAUCUGGAGCACAUCAUUGUAUACUGGAUUGGCGCCUGUGCCGGGGCCAUCCUGUCCGUUCCCAUCUUUAAGUUGGGAGCGGUGAGGAGGAUUCUCAUAGGAGAGGAGACUGGCUCAAAGGCCAAGAACGAAUAGACAUUUCUAAAGUGGAUAAAGAGGCUAUUGAAAGACCUAAACUUCCCCACAUCACACCCACAAAAAAUACUUCAAAUACUUGGUCUUGAAGCUAUUAAUUUUAUUUCACAUUUUAGCUAUUAAUGAACUAAUGAUGAACCUGGCAAGUUUAAAAAACAUUGUUUUUAAAAGAAAAAAUAGUUUUAUAAAAUUCAAGGCACAACCAUUAAAAAUACUAUGUCUCAUUAGUUACUGUUUAAUUGAUAAAAAAAAACCUCUGUUAUAGUUACUCUUAUAGUUAAUUUAUUGGUAGUAUAUUUGGUUAAUUUAAUAAACUGUUUUAAAUCUA
Drosophila bipectinata is the source of this 1215-nucleotide messenger RNA. RefSeq names its product aquaporin (gene AQP). Gene Ontology annotation, cellular component: cytoplasm. Lineage: Eukaryota; Metazoa; Arthropoda; Insecta; Diptera; Drosophilidae. The record is from RefSeq and is a predicted model, not a curated record. Gene Ontology annotation, molecular function: channel activity.